CCUGAGCGAACCAAACACACACACACAUUAGACAAGAACCAGAGAUUGCUUUCUCAUUCUCUCUCCUCAAUUGCGAUCGGGUUUCAGAAUUUUGUCACUCACUUUUAUUCUUUUUGACUUUUUUUUUUUUCUCUCUGAUGAUAUUCUCCGUUAUCUGCUUCUUCGCCCUCACGAGAAGACUAUUUUCGGAUUGAUUAUAUUUGUAUUCGGGAUUUAUCACGUGUUUUUCGGGUGCUGAUGAUGUUACGAAGCUGGCUCGUAGUUGUUUUCAAGGACAUAUAGUUCUUUGAUGUUGUUCUUUAGGUAUUUAUAAGAAACAUUCGAGUGGAAGAAUAAUUUUGUUUAGGGAUUUUCGUCAUUGAAUGUUGGAAUCUUGUCGUGUAAGUGAUGAUCAAACAUAUACUUAAUAGGAUCCCGUCACGGAAGGGACAUAAGUCAUCCGAUAAUCGAGAUAAUCGAGAUGGAGGGAACGCGAAUUCAGCUUCGAGUACGUCAACAAGUUCUCGACACAGCAAUGAUGCAGCACUUAAUCGGUCUAAUAGCGCACAUCCUGCAUCCGGUCAUGGUCAAAGUCUUAACCCUUCGUCGAAAAGUGGCGGGAAUAAGGUUGAUAACGCGUUGAUAUCAAAACUGAAUGGUAAUCAGGUCGUUUCGACCACGUACGAGGCUUUGCCUAGCCUUAAAGACGUGCCGAAUUCCGAAAAACAGAACUUGUUUAUCCGGAAGUUAAACAUGUGUUGUGUCGUGUUUGAUUUUACGGACCCGACAAAGAAUUUGAAAGAAAAAGAGAUCAAACGACAGACUUUGGCUGAGCUUGUUGAUUACGUGUCGUCUGCGAACGGGAAGUUUUCGGAAACUGUUAUGCAAGAGAUAGUUAAGAUGGUGUCGGCAAACAUAUUUAGAAGGCUCACACCGCAACCUCGCGAUAACAAGAUGUUAGAAACUUUUGACGGUGAAGAAGAAGAGCCUUCGAUGGAUCCCGCAUGGCCUCAUUUGCAGUUAGUUUACGAGUUUUUUCUGCGAUUCGUAGCGUCACCGGAGACAGAUGCGAAGCUCGCUAAACGGUACAUCGACCACGGUUUUAUCUUACGCUGGUUAGAUUUGUUCGACUCCGAAGAUCCGAGAGAACGCGAGUAUCUGAAAUUCGUACUUCAUCGUAUGUACGGAAAGUUUAUGGUGCACAGACCGUUUAUCCGGAAAGCAAUCAACAACAUAUUCUUUCGGUUCAUUUUCGAAACGGAAAAACAUAACGGAAUUGCGGAGCUGUUAGAAAUUUUAGGCAGCAUUAUUAACGGUUUCGCUUUGCCGUUAAAGGAAGAACACAAGCUGUUUCUCGUUAGGGCGUUAAUACCACUUCACAAGCCGAAAUGCAUACCGAUGUACCACCAGCAGUUGUCUUACUGCAUCACUCAGUUUGUUGAAAAGGACUGUAAACUUGCUGAUACUGUUAUUAGAGGUUUGUUAAAGUAUUGGCCGAUCACAAACAGUUCUAAAGAGGUUAUGUUCUUGAGCGAGCUUGAGGAAGUUCUAGAAGCGACGCAGCCUCCGGAGUUUCAACGAUGUAUGGUUCCGUUGUUUCGACAGAUUUCGAACUGCUUGAGCAGUUCACACUUCCAGGUGGCUGAAAGAGCAUUGUUCCUGUGGAACAAUGAUCAUAUCGAGAACCUAAUAAAACAAAACCGCAAAGUGAUCCUGCCGAUCAUAUUCCCCGCUCUAGAGAGAAACGCAAAAAGCCACUGGAAUCAAGCGGUCAGAAGUUUGACUUUAAACGUUAAAAAAAUCUUCUCAGACGCUGACCCUGAACUCUUUGAGGAAUGCUUGUUAAAGUAUCAAGAAGACGAAUCUAAAAAAGAAGAAAUGAAGUCUAAACGUGAAGCGAUAUGGAAACGUCUAGAAGAAGUUGCUGAAAAGAGAUCUGGUUCCGGUGCCACCUGUCAACCCAUGCUGUUUCCUACAAAUAAGGUGACCUAACCACUGGCUAAAUUAAAACCGUAUUGAAAAAAAAUGAAAACUCAUUUUAUUGGGUUUUUAAAUGUUUGAUUUGAAUGGCAAGAAUGUGUAUAUGCAUAUCUUAUAUCUAUAUAUAAUAGAUAUAUAUUGGAAUGGGUUGCCUCUAGAGAUUGAAUCUGGCCAUUUUGUUGCAAGUUUCAAAAGGGUGACUGGAAAAAGCUUUAAUUUUUUCAGGCAUUUGGUUACUUUUGUUUUUUAAUAUAUAUUUUUCUGAAUUUAUACUAUUAUUAUUGUACUCCUUUAUUUCUCACUUUUAAUGUUGUAUCAUAUUACUUUGUGGUUUUGAUCUGGUUGACUUAAUUGCUACCCUUUUGUUA
Messenger RNA from Helianthus annuus (common sunflower), 2327 nucleotides. Its product is annotated as serine/threonine protein phosphatase 2A 57 kDa regulatory subunit B' theta isoform. Gene Ontology annotation, biological process: signal transduction. Gene Ontology annotation, cellular component: protein phosphatase type 2A complex. The transcript is spliced from 3 exons. The coding region runs from base 388 to 1971 and encodes 527 amino acids. NCBI's taxonomy places the organism in Eukaryota, Viridiplantae, Streptophyta, Magnoliopsida, Asterales, Asteraceae. Gene Ontology annotation, molecular function: protein phosphatase regulator activity. The record is from RefSeq and is a predicted model, not a curated record.